AUGCCUCGAUUUCAUAUCGAUGAAGUGUGCCCCAAAGGUGACGUCUACCCGAUGAUCGUCUACUUCCAAAAUGGUUACAUAAACGACAAAUUUAAAUCAAAUGAAUGUGUUCUGUACGAGAACGAAGAUGAUAAAAGAAAAUGUAUAGCGACCGAAAUAAACAAAAUGAUAUAUUCAGGCGAAGAAGAGAAAGAAGAUUUAGGGAAAACUUUGAUACUUGCUCGCAAUAAAAGAACCGGGAAAGUGCGACUGAUAGAAGUUGGCAAUGUCGAGCUGAAACCAGUCAUCAAGUCCAACUUAGACGCUACUGAAGUGACUGAAACGAGUUAUUUGGAACUCAGCAGAAAGUUUGGAUCCAAAAAACAUAAACAGAUAAUGGAACAUCGGGAGAAAUUGAAAAUUAAUGUGUCCACGGUCACUGAACAAAUGCAGAAUGUCACCGAUAGUGUUACAGAAGACCAACUGGAUAUUUCUUCAUACAACAGACAAGAUUCUGACGAAUUCUACAUACCCCCUAUUAACAGAGAGGCUUCUAAAGUUGAUGAAGUGUAUGAUAUAGACACGUUGCUAACGGAGGAGCAAUAUGAUAAGAUAUCUGCGGAAAUUGAGGGUUCUGAUUACAUGAAGGACUUAAAUCCAUUCCUGAAGUCUAUAGCAAUAAAAUCUUUAUCUGAAAAGCAUACGGUACUUCUCGUAUAUGCAAAUGCGUUGCUACAGUUAUUUGCAACGUUAAUGAAAGAUAUUGGGCGAAAGAAUUUUGUUGCAUGUCCCUACUCUGUUACAUUGAACGAUAUAAUCCUGAAGAACUUCCUGAGUAAUGUGAACGGUAAACGUGGUAGGUCACCGCAGUUCAAAGACAAGUCACUGUGUCACGCAUUGGUUUUUAUUUUACUUAUAAAUAAUUAUAAGUUUGAUUUUGAUGAAUUAUGCCAACAGCUAAAGUUAACCCCGAGAACUGUUACUUCUAAAGUUGCCUUAACCGGUGCUACCUUAGUAAACACUGGUAGUAAAAAGGUGGCACAGUUGAAAUUACCUUUAAACAAACCAGCUUUAAGAAGAAAAAGUACUAAAUAA
Molecule: messenger RNA, 1074 nt
Organism: Arctia plantaginis
Lineage: Eukaryota; Metazoa; Arthropoda; Insecta; Lepidoptera; Erebidae
Source: the annotation of a GenBank genome assembly